ACGGCGUGAGCACUGAGGGUCGGAGCUGGCGUGGACACCUGCGGCCCUGGGAGGGGACCUGGCUCGGUGAGUUCGGCCCUACUGAACUGGGACAGACCCGGCGCCGGGCGCGGGCGCGGCAGCAGCUGUCCGGAUCACCGUGGGCGCUGAGUCCAAGUCUCUGAAGUUGGGGAAGUCCUUUGCUCAUAGCUGGGGCGUCCGUCGUCGCCGAGAAGACCUCCCCUUCCUCAGAAUGGGACCCUGGCUCCUACCCGGUCUCCUGUGAACCAGCCAGUGACAGCUUUCUGUGGGGAUGCCUGGAAACCAGCAGAAACCGGAGUCUUUGGAGAUGGACUCUGACAUGUCGCCAAGCUGCAGGCUCAGUGACUUGAGCAGAGGGGGCAGUUUGGAGAGCCGGAGCAGCAGCUCUCGGUCCAGAAGCUUCACUUUGGAUGACGAGAGCCUGAAGCACCUCACACACGAGGAGAAGGACGUCAUCCUGUUCUUUGAAGAGACUCUAGAUUCCCUGGAAUAUGACUUUGAUGAGCCAGCCCUGUGUGACAGUGGCAUUCAUUGCCACUCUCCACAGUCUCUGGAAGAGAGCCCUUCCAGUCACUCAGAACCUGAAGAUGUCAUCGAUUUAGUCCAACCAGGCCCCGAGAGCCUUCCAGAUGUGGAGAGCCUUCCAGAUGUGGCUCACGUAACAGGGGCCACAUCUGUUACAAAACAGGGCACUCCUGCUCCUGAAGGUGGGAAACAAGCCGCUGAGAAUUCCCUGCCACCACCAGACUCCAGGGAUCCUGAGGUGUUUUCUCUGCCACCCUCUCCGCCUGUCUCUGUGCCCUCUGCCCCCCGAAAGGAGCUGAUAUCCCCCUCUCCUCCAGUAGAGCAUCCCAAACUGUCCCGCUCCGUGCCCACUCCUUUGGUGAUUGCUCAGAAAAUUUCUGAGAAGUUGGCGGGAAACGAAGCCCUGUCCCCCACGUCCCCUUCAAAGGAGGGCAAGCCUGGGGAAUGGAGAAUGCCGCCGACUUCAAUAGCCUCUCGAAAUGGGGACCAGGUCGGCGUGUGGCACCGACACACGGCCCAGUCAGCGCCCAAGGUCCACCGCUUCCCCAGCAACAUAAGUGUGACUAACAGCGCGGGCAAGGACUUCAACAAGACUAUCUCCAAGGCGGCUGUCAACGUGCAGGAGCGGAAGGCCCAGGUCCUGGCUAAUAUCAAUGGCAUGUCCUUCAUCGCUGCGGGUGACACGUCAUCAGAAGAGCGGUGGCAGAAGGCUGAGGAGCAGAGGGGCGGCUCUGCGGACGGAGGGCGCGCCCAGAGCAGGGUGGGCAUGGCCGGGGAGCCCGGGGGGUCACGUGCAGGAGGCCCAACCAGGGCGCAGCAGUCCCGGGCCGUGCAGACCGAGCAGCCAUCGGCACUAGCCAAUGGCUUCCAGAGCGUGCAUGAGGCUCUGCGCAGCGAGCCCAGUGCCUUCGUCCCCAUCAGCAAGACCAUCACCUUCCGUCCAGACCCCGCUGUAGCGAGCAAGCUGGCGCGCCAGAACGCCAGCCGCAGCCUGUACGAGCCGCGCCUGGACGGCUCCCAGGAUGCCCGCAAGCGCACAGGCUCGCUCCCCCGGGCUGUGGGCUUCCGACCACAGGGCAUCACAGUGCAGUUCUCAGGCCGUGGCUCCACAGAGGAAGCACGACGUGAGGCCCUGCGCAAGCUCGGGCUGCUGAAGGAGAACUUGUGAUGGCCACAGUGGGACUGCCGCAGUGGCUGGGUAGACCCUGUAUCCCUGCACUGGGUGUUCUAUUCUCUAAGCACAGAAGCCGGGUAGCACAAAGUGCGGCAUGUUCGGGGAAAAUGCCUCCGCCCCAACCCCUAUGUCCAGUGCAGCGUGGAGCCAGGGGCCAGUGGGGCAAGGACCAGACCCCCGGAGCUGUCCUCUUCUUUUCCUGGGGUCAUGGGAUAACCUUUAGGACCCGUGGGCUUCCAUGGCUACAGAUGACCUAUGACUUACAUAUGUCAGGACGGCCUUGGCUUGACUUGGUCCAGCAUCUCUGAUCUGAACCUUUAAUCCCGCGCAGGACUUGAAAGCCAGUGUAGUUCUCUGAUGCUCAGGAUUCCCCCUCCUCGAAAACUAAAAAGAAAUGCUUGUUAAAUUGUAUAGUGUCAAUAUACACUUUGAAGUCUAGCUGUUUGUGUGUGUGUGUGUGUGUUUGAAGAGUAGAAGAUGGUACUUUACCAAUCUGGAUUUGUUUCUUGGCAUAAUUUGGUUUGCCCCAUUUUCUUUUUUCUUUUUUCUUUUUGGUUUUUCGAGACAGGGUUUCUCUGUAGCUUUGGUGCCCGUCCUGGAACUAGCCCUUGUAGACCAGGCUGGCCUUGAACUCCCAGAGAUCCGCCUGCCUCUGCCUCCCGAGUUCUGGGAUUAAAGGCGUGCACCACCACCGCCCGGCCUGCCCCAUUUUCUUAACUGAAACUCUUAAAGAACCCUUUAGAGUAAGAUUUACUGUAAUUUUGAACUGUAAGAACAAAACAGGAUGUCAAGUUUGGAAAAGGUGGUAUUUAUGAGAAAGCAAGUCUCAUGCGACCCUGGGAUGUGUGUAUGAAUGAGUCUGUUAUGUAUAAAUAUGUGUGCCUAUGCUAACACACAUGAGUAUUGUGUGUCUGUGUAUGCACAUUUCUUAGGACAUAGUAUCUCCUUCCGAAGACACCGUUAUUUAACUACAGGAUAUGAGCACUUCCUUUUCUCUCACAGACACCUCAGCAUUGUGGUGAGCACUACAAAGUCUUCCUAUUAUGGAAGUUGGCUAGGGACACAUGAACCCCAAGUCCCUUUUCCUCAACAGUGUGUUCUGUUCCCAAUUAAAGUAGUAUUUCCUGCUUUCAAAUAAGCAAGAUAGUUCCUGUUUUUACUUAAGAACUUUUUUUUAUUUAAAGAAAAAUUAAAAUCUUCUUUGUCACCUCACUAGUUUGUGUUGCAAGGCAGUAGCCGGAAGGAAACGAUCUGAUUGCUUAUGCUCCAUGAACACCAUCUUGGGACUCACUCGAAGGAGAAAACUGAACUCAGUUAUGCAGCAUGAAGAGUUUUCUCUCAGACUUUGUCUGUUUUACAGAGUUGUGGCCACAAGUGUUAUUAUCAAAACUAUUUAAGACUGGAGUCUCGAACCUCUAAGAAUAGAUGGGAAAAGACUGGCCUGGGAGCCACACCCGCGGGUCCUCAGCAGCACUGUGACAGAGCCCUGUUUCCUUUCCAGCUGAGCAUCACUGAGACUCUGAGCUGUUGAAGGCCAUUUUCACAGUACUCCGCUUGCCUUGUAAGUUCCAUAAGAUGAUGAUUAGGUUUUAUUUCUUCAGAACCAUGGUCUAGCAACUUGCCCAACUCUUUCUUCUUCUGAAGUCUUCACAAACAUUUUUUAAUCCUAUUUAAGAAAGGGCUUUAAACUUUUAAAAGUACCUUUAAUUUUGCUCCUGCUUAUGAUGGAUUUUCUUUGACAGGAGCCCGGAGGUUUCCCUUUGACAAAGUCAGAUGCCACGCACAGUGUUUAAUAAUUGACGGUUUCAAUACAGCUGUUACAGACAUCCUUCAUAGAGGAUAUUCCUAUCACUUUAUUGCGAAUAGACUGAGUUUGACUGUAGAUUAAUAUAUCCUUGUAAUGACAUUUUUGAAAAAAAAAUUUUAUCUUACCUAUAAACAACUGUAUUACAUUAUGCACGAUAUUACUUCCUUUUAAAGGGUUAUAUCUUUUUCUUCUAUUUAUUCAUGUUUCCUUUCUAUUUAAUCCAUGACUAUAUUGACUGUUACUUUGUUUCUUGUGUCCAAAGCCCUAAUGAUUAAAGCCCUAUUUUUGUGAAUGGUGAGGGCCCUGCUGUGUGUCUCCUCUGCUGAAAAGCAUUAGUUUCCUUGCAGUGGU
Messenger RNA from Chionomys nivalis (European snow vole), 3878 nucleotides. It is a transcript of the gene Proser2, whose product is annotated as proline and serine rich 2. The record is from RefSeq and is a predicted model, not a curated record. Lineage: Eukaryota; Metazoa; Chordata; Mammalia; Rodentia; Cricetidae. The coding region runs from base 293 to 1714 and encodes 473 amino acids. The transcript has 4 exons.